AUGGUAAGUCCCUAGGGCUCUGGCCAGCCAAUGCGCCCCAGUCUGCAGACCCGCUAACAUCGCAUUCCAGGCCGACAAGCUCCGCACUCAGCAGCAGCUCGAAUCGCUCCAGAACAAGUACAUCGGGACCGGCCACGCAGACACUACAGCGCACGAGUGGACGUCCAACAUCCAGCGCGACUCGUGCGCAAGCUACCAAGGCCACCCUCCCCUCCUCCACUACAUGGCGAUCGGGAUGGGCAUGCCGAUGGAGAAGAUGCGCAUGCACUGUAUGGAGAAGAUGGUAUUACCUUGUGGGCCGGCACCGGCGGUGGAGGAAUGA
This is a messenger RNA of Lecanosticta acicola, 322 nucleotides long. NCBI's taxonomy places the organism in Eukaryota, Fungi, Ascomycota, Dothideomycetes, Mycosphaerellales, Mycosphaerellaceae. The record is from the annotation of a GenBank genome assembly.